GUUGCAUUAAUUUUGUGUCUUCCCGCACUUCCACAUACUUUGGGUUGAUUGUGAUUCCUCAUUUUCUGCUAUCUGCACUUUCCUUGUAUUUUUCUGAAUUUACGCGGACUAUUUCAUCAUUAGUUGUUGUAUGUUCACUCCUCAAUUCAACUUUGAUGGUACAAAAAAGGAAUAUCAAUCGGGAUAGUGAUGGCGGCUCUGAGUUUUCAGCUCGGGAAUCUAAGCGCCAACAUCCUUGUACCCCGCUUUUUACGGGGUUAAGGAGUUAUUCUUCUCCACAAGAACUUGCACUAAGGCUGGAGCCCUCAAUCCGAAAAUGGGUGCGUGACGAGAUUGAGAGAACUCUUCAAUUAACCCUGAGGUCCUCACCUAAUGAGGAGGAGACUACUCAAUCCAGGGCUAUUCAUCUACAUUUUGACGAUAUACUUCCUUCUACCCUUUUCACCGGUAGUAAAGUAGAAAAUGUGGACAAUAGGCCCAUUAAAGUUGUCUUGCAUGAUGCUAGUUCCAACCAGAGAAUAACAUCUGGGCCCAUAUCUUCGGUAAAGGUUAGCGUGGUUGUGCUUAAUGGGGAAUUUAAUCCCAAUGAUCGAGAAGACUGGACUGAGGAAGAGUUCAGCAGAAAAAUUGUUCGUGAGAGAGAAGGAAAACGUCCAUUAUUGACGGGAGAUUUAAUUAUUCAGCUAAGGGACGGUGUGGGGCAUCUUGGUGAUAUCAGCUUCACUGACAAUUCAAGCUGGAUAAAGAGCAGGACCUUCAGGUUGGGACUGAAAUUGAUUAACCGUUCUGGUGAACUGAGGGUCAGAGAAGGAGUUAGCGAGCCCUUUACUGUGAAAGAUCAUCGUGGGGAGGCUUACAAGAAGCAUUACCCUCCCGCUUUGGGUGAUGAAAUAUGGCGGUUGGAAAAGAUUGCAAAAGCUGGUGCAUCUCACAAACGGUUGAGUCAGAAAGGAAUAUCCUGUGUGAAAGACUUCCUACGGCUGUAUGUCACGGAUCCAUCUCUAUUACGCGAGGUGCUGGCUUGUGGGACGACAAACAACACAUGGGAGAAAAUCACAGAACAUGCGAACACUUGUGUGUUAGACAACAGUGAGUGGUACAUAUAUAAUGCUGGAGAAAGCAUAGUACUUUUGUUCAACUGCAUCUAUAAGCUUGUAGGAGCAAUUCUUGAUGGACAAAAUUGCCAGUCCUUGGACAAACUAGAUGUAUUUCAGAAGAGAAUGGUCGAAGACUUUAAGCGUCGUGCUUACAAAAAUUUGGAUCACCUCGUUCUCCUUGAGGACCACUCUUUUAUUGGCCAAGCAGUCCUAGCAUCAGAUCUGCGAAUUGGCUUUUCUCAUAUUCCUAGUUCAAGCCAGCAGAAUAUGAACUACCGAGUUGAACAAGGUCAAGUGGAGUUACAGAGCAACUCCGACUGUACCACAAUUUCACCAUCACUAGCCUACAUAGUGCAACAAGAUAGUCCAACUGCAGUGUCCAUGCCUGAAAGCUUUCAUGGAAUGCAAGCAUUUAAUUCGACCUUGGCAAGCAGUUUCUUGAUCAGUGAUCCCUGCUGCAGUAUCUACCCUGGUGAUUACGACUGGGGUUCCAGUGGUUCAAUUGAGUCACUAGGGAUGACCGAUUUUCUACCUCCCAACAACAAUUAUCAGCUUGGAACACCAGCAUUGCCGGGGAACGGAUUGUUCGCGAGUUCAAGCAUUCAGCCAGUUUCUCCUAAUUUAGGCUUUCACAUCGCAAGACGUGGAAAUCCCAGAGCAAUAUGGUGCACAAUUCGUGCUGUCCUGAAAUGGAAAACAUUGGUUAAGCGAAAAUGUGUGAAGAUGGGAAGGCUUUUACAUGUAGAUAUCUGAAGUUUGUUGGAGAUUUUGACAAGCAAACUUCACCUCCAUGUCUCAGCCUAUUCUUUGAACCUUUCGGUAUCUUUCUAUAUGAAUUGCAUAUAGCAUCUAGCAUCUAGCAUAAGUGAGUAAAUUGUACAUAUAGUAAGGGUUUUGUCAGGAUGAAGGUGCAUGUAGGAUAAAUUUGCUUGCAGAAACAAUAGCAAGCAUUCACAUGUUAUGCUACCCCAAAUGCCAUCGUCCUUAUGGGAGUUUCGUGCUAAACUCUUUACUAAAUAGUAUUGUGGUAGACUUCUUGUGUGUUUCAGCAUCAGAUGUAAUAACUGGUGCUUAUGUAGGACGUAAUAUGAGAUUAUAAUAAUUAGAUGUUGUGUCAAUAUUUGAAUUAUUUGCCUAUGAAA
Molecule: messenger RNA, 2239 nt
Organism: Nicotiana attenuata
Lineage: Eukaryota; Viridiplantae; Streptophyta; Magnoliopsida; Solanales; Solanaceae
Product: calmodulin-binding protein 60 D-like
Exons: 9
Coding region: 156-1850 (564 amino acids)
Biological process (GO): regulation of salicylic acid biosynthetic process
Cellular component (GO): nucleus
Molecular function (GO): calmodulin binding; sequence-specific DNA binding; DNA-binding transcription factor activity
Source: RefSeq, a predicted model, not a curated record